Striga hermonthica is the source of this 951-nucleotide messenger RNA. Lineage: Eukaryota; Viridiplantae; Streptophyta; Magnoliopsida; Lamiales; Orobanchaceae. The record is from the annotation of a GenBank genome assembly.
AUGUUGCUGUCCAAAAUCUUGCUCCGUGCCCCGAGGCAGGGCGGCCGCCGCGCGUUCCACACCGACACCGGCUAUGGCCUACUCUUCAAAAAGAAUCGAACUGCGUUCUCCAUGGGCGUCCGGGAUGGUCGGGUCGAGUCAACCGAGACGAGGCCCCAACCGACGAGUGGCGCGCGUACCGACAGCUCGGAAACGUGCCUCGCGUUCAAGCCUGGCCCCUCGCCUAACGAGGUUCGCCUCACGCACCACCCAUCGGGCGAGACUGUCGACCUCCCGCCUCUUGCCCGCCUCUCGAAAGUCUUGCAAAUGGAGUCGUGGGGAGCAGCGGGCCACAAAGUGGUUGUCUACUUUCCGCCCGAUCCGUACGCGCUCGAGAGGAAGGAUGAGUUUCAUGUAAUAACCGUCGGCGACGAGUCGUGGAGAGUCGUGCUUUCCGAGCCUAGGGUUUCGGCGUUUGCUCCGGCUCUGAUAACAGAGGGUUUCGUGCAUUGGAGUACAAAAGACGACAAGGUGUUGAGUAUGAAUUUGGAGACGGAGGCUUUCACGGAGAGUCCAGGGCCCGCGCCCAAGCCCGCGCCCAGGCCCGCGCGUGACGACGACUCGGACGAUGUUAUUGUUAAGAACACUUAUUUGUCGACCGGAAGAUAUUUGUCGUUGUUGAGACAAUGGGAUAACAAUUUGUUCGAGGUUUGGGAGAUGAGUCCCGACACGUUUGCGUGGAAAAAGACGGGACAUUUUUCGUUGGUUGAUCACGAGAGCAAAUUUGAAUCUACGGAUUCGGAUGGGGCUAUAAUCCCGAUCGGGUGGGUUAAGUACUUGGAGGUGUUGGUCCUAUGCCCGAAUAUGCGUGGGAAGACAAUUUUGGUGUACAAUCUCGUCACUCGAAAAAUGAAGACAAUCGAGCUAGCGAAUAGUGUUUGUUAUUACAACAUACACACCCAUAAGCUCUAG